AUGGUGUUCUCGUUCUCUCUCCCCACCACUUCCCACCUCUCCUUUCAGUCGUACCUCAUCUCCCCCACCCACCCGUCGCUCCCUUCUUGCGCCUCAACAGCCCGUCACGCCCUCCGCGUCGCGUUAAAGAAACACAAGGCCACUUUACCCUCGCAACGUGCAGCACACCUACCGCACAUCCUCAAGGCAUUGAAUGAAUACAUCCCCUACUUAUUCGCGCUCUCGCGGGGUCUAAGCUCCAACCCCGCUUCCGGCUCCGGCGCUGAGAAUGAAGAUGUCGACGUUGUCCUACGAGCUGAAAUCGAGGUGGAAUGGCGUGCGACUCUAAGUUCGCCGGCGUCGUCGCUACAUGUUCUACACCGUGGAGGCCGAGAUCGCCGAAUAAAAGGAUGCGGGUUGGAUUUCGAAGUCGCUUUCGUCCUGACGACUCUAGGCUAUGUUCUCUCCCUGCUGGCGCGGACAAAGAUCCUCAAGACGCUUUAUGCAAACACGACGCCGACAGUGGAACAAAAGACUGCCGCCGCGCAAGGUGCGAUGAAGAACCUAAUUGCGGUGAGCAGCGUCCAUACAUUCCUCGCUUCUUCAGGCUUGAACAGCGCCGAGGUAGGCAACGGCCAAGUACCGGAUUUGGAUCCGUCGACGCAGUCGGCUUUAUCUUCCCUGGCCAUGGCCGAGGCUACUCUGCUCGCCGUCGUGAAGGAUGACGCCUAUCUAUCGACGUGUAUUCAGGCGCGGAAUAAGCACGACACGGAGUGGAUGAUCAAGGCUCCGGAUAUACCGAAAGUGCGGACACUCCUGUUCGCUCGGCUCUGUAUCCGGGCGGCGGAAUAUGCGGAGCAGGCUGCUGCGAGCGCUGGCGCGGUGAAAAGUUGUGGGUCAACUUCGCCCGAGUCAGUGCGUGCGGACAGGAGGAAGCUAGAUGAAGAUCUCAUCAACUACAUGCGUGUCCUGGGGCGAGUGGCAAGGGCUAAGGCAUGUCGAUUUUUUGGGAUUGACGCUGAAAUGACUGGUAAAGUCGGAGAAGGAAUUGCUUGGUUAAGGGCUGGCAAGUCAGCAUUGGGGAUCAAGGGGUCCCUGGAAGGUGAUGAGGAAGUAUCCGGGUCAAAAGGUAAGGGAAGAAUUGGAUUUUCACGGCUGAAAACACAGUGGAGUGAAAGGAGAGAGGAGAGGAAACUAGAAGAGACUACGUCGACCAAAAAGGGCGAGCCACUCGGAGAACUUGAUUGGGGGGAUGAUGCCGGUAAGGAAGAGGAAGAAAGGGUCCUCGAAAUGUUGGAAACUAAAUGGACCAGAAUGAACAACACUAUUAAUACGCAAGCAAUCCCGUCAUCCGCAUCAUAUUUAUCGAACUUACCUUCCGGGAGGGAUAUCCAUCCGCCUCCCGGUCCAUACAUACCUCCUCUAUUGGAUUCUGAACAUCUCGCGCACAUGCGUGCUCCCCCGGAAAGCCCUGAGCCGGUAGACAUUGCUGAAAGUAGUGAGGAAGAAGGCGACAUUGCAUCCUCCAGGAGAAGUGGUGGAUACUUUUAG
Coccidioides immitis RS is the source of this 1530-nucleotide messenger RNA. Its product is annotated as pH-signaling protein PalC. The record is from RefSeq and is a predicted model, not a curated record. Gene Ontology annotation, biological process: cellular response to pH. The transcript has 2 exons. Bases 1 to 1530 code for a protein of 509 amino acids. NCBI's taxonomy places the organism in Eukaryota, Fungi, Ascomycota, Eurotiomycetes, Onygenales, Onygenaceae. Gene Ontology annotation, cellular component: plasma membrane.